Lottia gigantea (owl limpet) is the source of this 456-nucleotide messenger RNA. RefSeq lists its product as hypothetical. The transcript is spliced from 4 exons. Gene Ontology annotation, molecular function: protein binding. Bases 1 to 456 code for a protein of 151 amino acids. The record is from RefSeq and is a predicted model, not a curated record. Lineage: Eukaryota; Metazoa; Mollusca; Gastropoda; Lottiidae.
AUGUUACGAUGUGUUCAACAUUCUACUGAUGAUAAAACAUGGGUCAAUUCGUCCACAAUACUAGAUGAUACUAAUAAUGGUCGAGUUGACUAUUGUAUAGAAGGAUUAGAACCAGAUACUAGUUAUUAUAUCAGAGUGAUAGCUAGUAAUAAAUAUGGUGAAAGUUUAAUUGGUAUAUUAUCUCAGAGUGAACCUCCUAAAACAGCAUCGAGACAAGAUAUGUCAAGUAAUGAGUUUGAUGUAGUAGGUUUAGAUAUUGGUAUUGUGUUGGCUAUCCUUGCAGCUGUAGUUGUUGGUGUUAUUCUUUACAAAUGGCGACAAGGUAAAGGGAAAGAAGAAGAAACGUAUGUGAGUAUCUUUAUUCCCUGGUCUAUCUUUCUUGUGAAUAACACCAAUAAGUUUCAACAAGUUUUUACUGUACGUUCUACCGGAGCGAACGUCUUCUCUGGGUCUUGA